AUGGGCCGAUGCAUUUGGGUUCUUCCCAUCUUUGACGGCAGAAUCUUGACCGACACCGCUGCGCUCGUGGGGGAUGGCUUCAGCUCCUCGGUCAAAGCUCUUGGGCUCCUACGAUGGUUCGCCGUGGAAGGAAUCUCGCUGUCUGGGGCGAAUAGCCUCCUGAUCGUCCGCGAGCAAGGCGGGCUGGUUCCUUUCACCUUUUUCCAGCCACCACAAACUCAACCCGCCCCCAAAGAUGGGAUCUCCCAACCCCUCCGACUCAUCGCCCGCCGACGUGGUUGGUACGUCUGUGGAAGACAGAGCAGUCUAUACUCUAUAUGCCCGGCCGUAGAUUUCACUUCCGAGACUGGGUCGGCCUCAAUGCCGCGCCCGCAGAUCUGCGCCUGCGCCCGCGCCCUCCGAAAGCCAUCUUCUGCCGGCCGAAAUGCUGUCGUCCAUCUCCCGCACCUCUCACAGUCACCGUCCACGAUACCGAGGAGAAGGAGGACGUAA
Messenger RNA from Colletotrichum tamarilloi, 492 nucleotides. RefSeq lists its product as uncharacterized. NCBI's taxonomy places the organism in Eukaryota, Fungi, Ascomycota, Sordariomycetes, Glomerellales, Glomerellaceae. The coding region runs from base 1 to 492 and encodes 163 amino acids. The transcript has 4 exons. The record is from RefSeq and is a predicted model, not a curated record.